AUAUAGGAUUGAAGAUAUCUCAGUGAAGUCCAUAAGCAAAGGAUGGUCUCUUGGAACCUCCAAAAAUUUAAAAUCAUGAAGAAUCUGUUAUUGCUACUGUUGUGUGUUGUUAUUGUUAAGUCGCAAGAUCAACUUUAUGACGAUUUGGAUGAAGGAGACAGAGCUGUGGCCACUGUGGAUGCACGUGGUCACCGGCCACGUGACAAGAAGAGGGAAGAGGCUCCCAGCCUGAGACCUGCUCCACCUCCCAUCAGUGGAGGUGGCUAUCAGCCUCGUCCAAUCAAAAAAGCAGCAGGCCAAAAGAAAGUAGAAAGAAAGGCCCCUGAUGCUGGGGGCUGUCUUCAUGCUGACCCAGACCUGGGAGUGUUGUGUCCUACAGGAUGUCAGUUGCAAGAUACUUUGGUAAAACAGGAAAGGCCAAUCAGAAAAAGUAUAGAAGAGUUAAAUAACAAUGUGGAGUCUGUGUCCCAGUCCUCUUCUAGCACCUUUCAGUAUAUAACUCUGCUAAAAGAGAUGUGGAAAAACAGGCAGAAACAAAUACGAGAUAAUGAAAAUGCAAUAAAUGAGUACUCCUCAGAGCUGGAAAAGCACCAAUUAUAUAUAGAUGAAACUGUGAAUAGUAAUGUCCCAACUAACCUUCGUGUGCUCCGUUCAAUCCUGGAAAACUUGAGAAGCAAAAUACAAAAAUUAGAAUCAGAUGUCUCCGCUCAGAUGGAAUACUGCCGCACCCCAUGCACAGUCAGUUGCAAUAUUCCUGUGGUGUCUGGCAAAGAAUGUGAGGAAAUUAUCAGGAAGGGAGGUGAAACAUCUGAAAUGUAUCUCAUUCAGCCUCUCAGUUCUAUCACACCAUACAGAGUAUACUGUGAUAUGACCACAGAGAGUGGAGGAUGGACAGUAAUUCAGAACCGUCAAGAUGGUAGUGUUGACUUUGGCAGGAAAUGGGAUCCGUAUAAACAAGGAUUUGGAAAUAUUGCAACCAAUGCUGAUGGGAAAAAAUACUGUGGUCUACCAGGGGAGUAUUGGCUUGGAAAUGAUAAAAUUAGCCAGCUUACCAACAUGGGACCCACAGAACUUUUGAUCGAAAUGGAAGACUGGAAAGGCGACAAGGUGAAGGCCCUUUAUGGAGGAUUCACUGUACAGAAUGAGGCCAACAAAUACCAACUCUCCGUGAGCAAAUAUAAGGGAACAGCUGGCAAUGCACUCAUAGAAGGAGCUUCUCAACUGGUUGGAGAGAAUCAAACUAUGACCAUUCACAACAGCAUGUACUUCAGCACGUACGACAGGGAUAAUGAUGGCUGGAUAACUGCAGAUCCCAGAAAACAGUGUUCUAAAGAAGAUGGUGGUGGAUGGUGGUAUAAUAGAUGUCAUGCAGCCAAUCCAAAUGGCAGAUACUACUGGGGUGGACAUUACAGCUGGGACAUGGCGAAACAUGGCACAGAUGAUGGAGUGGUAUGGAUGAAUUGGAAGGGGUCCUGGUAUUCAAUGAAGAAGAUGUCUAUGAAGAUCAGACCCUUCUUCCCACGGCAAUAACCCCCAAAACAUAAAUUUUUAUUCUUCUAUAUAUAACACAUUUUUGUAUAUUAUGUCAUUGGAAUAUCCUUUCACACAUUAUAUUCCUCUAAAACUAUCAAAAGGUUGUGAGUGUGACUUUUUGGGAAAAGUUUAGGCUAAACGAUAUUAAAAAUGGCACAUGAGUUUCUUUUGUAUUAUUCAUUUGUAUUAUCUCAUUGAGAACUAACUGAAACAAUAGUAGACUGGUUCAUCAUUUCAGUUUCAGUUGAUUUUAGAAAGUUUCAAAUUAGGAAGAGGAAUUUUCUGUCCUUGUUCAAAAGUCCGCUUUAAAGGUUGUUUAUUUAUGUAAGAUCUCUCACACACACACAAAUCUUUCGAAAGGGUUUAUUAAUUAAACCAGUCUCUAUUUCAAUAAAUUAACGUAUUCUUAUUUUGUAAUCCAUGUGACCAACGAGUUAAGCUUUGAACUUGUGAGAAAAGAGGAAUGAUCACAACUUUUAAGUAACUAAUAAAGUAGCACUGGACAUA
This is a messenger RNA of Mustela erminea (ermine), 2040 nucleotides long. It is a transcript of the gene FGB, whose product is annotated as fibrinogen beta chain. Gene Ontology annotation, molecular function: signaling receptor binding. NCBI's taxonomy places the organism in Eukaryota, Metazoa, Chordata, Mammalia, Carnivora, Mustelidae. The coding region runs from base 43 to 1530 and encodes 495 amino acids. The record is from RefSeq and is a predicted model, not a curated record. Gene Ontology annotation, biological process: blood coagulation; protein polymerization; platelet activation. Gene Ontology annotation, cellular component: fibrinogen complex. The transcript has 9 exons.